AUGGCUUCUUCGGUUGGCUACUCUGAUUCUGAAAGUUCUGUUGCCAAUCCAACAGUAACUACUGAUCGUCCAACGCCUUACAUACUUUUCGAACAAGGUAUGCUAGAUGAACUGAUGACACCGAUUCGCUCGUCAAUUCGGACAAAAUAUGUCUGUAUGGCUGUUUCACGAUGUUAUAUCAUCAUGGGAUCCAACAAUGCAGCACUCUACUGCUUUGGAAGAGCCAAUGUACGAUUCCGACAACUGCUGACGCAUAAAGACAUGAAAGGAUGUGCAUCUGUUGUCAAGAUAUCAGUUAAUGAAGCCUAUGCAGCCGUAGGCACCCGAGAUGGCCUGAUAUACAUUUGGCAGCUCAAUUUGAACACCAAAUUAAAACCAAAGCUAUUAUGCAUAGAAAAAGAACAUCAAGGAGCAACUAUUACAGCAUUAUGCUGGGAUCAACAAAGUACACGUGUAUUUACUGGGGAUGAUAAGGGCAAGGUGUCGAUUACUAAAUUUCCUGUUGGAAAGGCAUCAAGAUUAUUAUCAUUAAGUUCCUCCGUGGCUAUCAUGCGCAACGAAAAUUAUAUAGUCCAGCUAGAUUUCCAUUCAAAUAAACUAUUGGUAUCCACAAUAACUCAGUGCUAUAUCUGUAACCUUCUUAGUGAACAAGCUGCCCAAGUAGGCAAAAAACCGCGGAACGGAAUGUACGGAGGCUGUUUCUGUCAUGGUACUAAUGACCGAUCGCAAAAUGCUACUCCAUUUAUUUAUUGUGCCCGGCCUGGCUCGAGAUUAUGGAAGGUCGAUUUUGAAGGAACGGUCUUAUCAACACAGCAAUAUAAGAACUUAUUAGCUGUACCACCAUUACCUAUCGUAGGCAUCAAAAAUCGUUUCAUUAUCACUUGGGCUGCUUCUAUGCUAUACGUCUUUGAUCCACAAUCUGUCAAAGUUAUAGGAUGGUAUAACGCUUAUGAAGGUAUUAUCGACGUAAUUACUCUCGGCCGUGAAACCUAUGUCUUAUUAUCGGACUCUAGCGAGCAGUUAAGCGUGGUUAAGCUUACCAUGAUAUCAGCAGAAGAUAGCAUAAGUAAACUUAUUGAUAACUGUCUUUGGCAGCAGGCUGCUUGGAUUGCUUGCAAGUACAACGAUAGGAUAAUGUUAGAAUUCACUAGAGCUGUUUUGCCUGCCUCCAAGUUAGAAAACUUGAAGGAUAUGGUUAAGGAUAUAGAUCCCUUAAUAUGUGAACAGCUUGAAGAUUUAUGUAAACUUGCACAGUCACAGAGCGAAAGGCGAAUAUUAGGCAGUUAUACAUCAUAUUACUCCGAGAGUGAACAAGAAGGCCUAUAUCCAUCUCGUUAUUUGGGCUUUAAACAGGAAGAUACCGUAUCAAACGAUGAAUCGGAUAGUAGCGCAGCUCUACCAUCGGAAGAAGAAAGUUUCAUGUCAGAUUCAAAAUCAAUUAUAAGCGACUUAUCAUCACGAGCCGAUGGGGAGUUUGAUUUUGAAAAUCGAGUAACUGGAGAAUUUAAAAAUGCGCUAGUGAGCAAUAAAAUGAAAGCUAUCGGUAACAAGAAUUAUACUCAUCAGGAACUCUUUGUUAGCUCUGCUACGGCUGCUGAGAUACCACCUGCUUUAAAUGAUAGUGAUAAUGCAUCAGUUACUACCCCAAAGCAAGUUAUUACUACUGCAGAUAAUGAUCAAUCUAUUAGCGACACUGGGGUUACAGAAAACUCCGUAACAGAUGUUGAUGGUGAAGUCAAAAGUUCUCCUAAUGCGGUGAAGGACACAGCACCUACUGCGUUCAGUUCGGCAAUUUUGGACAAGUCACCCAGUACCGUGUUUGACAAUCCAUCUGCUACCCCGGCGAUUCUACAAACAACUGAAGAUACACAUAGUGAUAAGAAUGAUAAUCCAUCCUGUAAUACUACUGAAAAUGUAUUAGUUCUGGUAAAGGACACUCCUGGAGAAUUUAGCAAUCGAACAAACAUUCAGUCUUUAAAUGCCGAUGAUCAAUCUGAUGUAAUUGUAGUCGAGAGGGUAAAACGAAAAGGAAGAUCUACUCGCGUGACAAUUGCUUCACCGAAGAAACUUACUCCUGUAAAACAAAAACGUCCUGGCAAAAAAUCAAGGAAUAAAGUAGUAGAUGAUAAUGGUAACAUCGAAGAAAAUUUAAAGGAAGACCUUGCUCAGAUUAAUCUAGCCGCUGAUAACAGCAGUACUACUAUAAGAAAGAUUAAGGAAACCGACAGCAACAAGGCUGAUAGUAACCCUGAGAUUAUCGAUGAAAAUCUAAAUGGUAACGCCGAAUUGAAAGAGAGUAAUAGAGAAACUAACGGAUAUGAUAAAAGCGAACCUACAGUAAAGUUUUCCAAUUCUUCUCCCGAAAACCAAAGUAUUACCCCUGCUAAUGAUGUCCCCAGAGACGUUCAGCUCAAAAGAGAAGAUAAAGAAAACGUAGACUGUACCGAUAAUGCUUUAUCCCUCUUAUCAGAAAUCUACCAUCCGAGCUCAAAAUACCCUGCCGAGAUUGCAAAAUUUCAUAGUCAUACUAUACAAUUAAGGAAAAAAUUAAAAAAUCGUAAUUUGCUAUACAAUUUUGAGGAAAGUUAUUGCCAUAUUAGCGAAUGGCUUACACAAUUAGAUGAAAUCUACGAAAUUUAUGGGGAAUCGUGCACAGACUACCGUCCUAAUAUGAAUGAGUGCACAGUAUCUACUAGAAUGCCACUGGAUCCAACCAUUUUUGAUUUGAAAGCAAUUGAAGACAUCAGAUAUCUAACUACUCUCGCAUUUGACACUUGUGUUUACCAUCAGCCCUUAGGUAGUCCUGUUAGUGAUCAAGGUAUCGACAAGAAAUCGCUAUUUCAGUAUGUGUCAUCGCCUAAUGGUGACUGGAAUAAUGAUAGUAUCCAGGAUUUUCAAGCUGCAGUGUUUUUAUGUCGGUACUUUUAUCUCUUGGACUUGAAGCACGUACGGGGCUCAUUAGCUUUACGAUUUAAUCACAAAACCAUUACAUAUCAGGCGCUUAUCAAUUGUUUGUGUAAAGGUAUAACAGUAAGACAAGAACUUUCGAAACAAUUAAGGAACGCAGAUGGAGAGGAAUUAAACCUACUAUAUUUGAUUUACAGAAAAAUUAAAGAAGAUCCGAUGAUAAUAUCUGAACUAUUAUCUAGUGUACGAUCAAAUAUUGAUCUUUGGGAAAUUGCUCAGUUAUUUAUGAUGAGAAUCUAUGAAGUAGAAUUUUAUUCAUUUCAAGAGAAAGAAGAGCAGAUAUCGACUGUUUACAAAGCAUUUUCUCGCUACUGGACGAAUAUACCAUUAAACUUAAAGUUGAGAAAGAAGGCACUUCGACGCUUUUGCAACGAUCACGACAGCGUGGUAUUCUUUUUCGAGGCGAUGCUAUACGUGGAUGCAAAAAAUAGUUCAGAAAUUGCUUUGAAAUGUCUGUGUAGUCAUCCAAGGAGUGGAGCUCAUCUUUACAGCUGGGGAGGACAAGAGUUCAUCGAUGAAAUGUUAGAUUUAUGUUUAAAUGUAAUUAAGUCAUCCCACACCAAACGAAGUUUACUUAAGGUCUGCAGAACUAGUGGAUACUGGAUUGGAUAUAUUCGUUUAUGCUUACAUUUAGAAAUGUUAGAUGAAGCGGUAGCGUGUGCUACACAAUUAGGAGAUGCCAAUUUGAUCUAUAAUAAAAUGGAUAAGGCACUAUUCAAGGAAGAUUUUUUAGUUGAUAACUUAGAAAGUUGGUCACUAUUCCUAAGAAAGUUGAUCUUGUAUCGAAAGCUCCACUUGCGAAAUGAAGAUGGGAAAGAAAUCAAAUCAGUCACAUUGCACUGUUUAAGCUGCAAUAAGCAGCUGCCAGAGAAUAUCACUUUGGAUAAUGGUAUUUUUUGGUCUGUUAGUAUAACCUGGGAAGAUGCCAUUUUACGGUUGUUAAAUGUGCAAGGUUCACGUACUGCAUUACAAAUCCUUUCCGAACUGAAACUUGAAGGCAAUUACUUGCCUUCUACAUUUUUCGCUAAAAUAAUGGAUAUAGCCGUACUUGAAAAACAAGAGGAAUCUGCAGUUUACGAAAUCCUUGAACAUGUAGAUGCAUUUUAUUGGCUCCAACAAAGUGAAUCUUUACCGCACCAUAUACUCGCUAUAAAUGAGGUAGAGAAAGCUAGCAAUCUUUCUAAGCAAGAUUUAGAAGAUCCGAAUUUAAUGGUUUGUAUCGUGCAACUAUGUUACUAUACUUCGAUCACUAUUGCAAUGUUAAAUGCUUACUACGAGGAAGCGGCAAAAAUGUUUCGGUCACCUGAAAAUAUGGCUUGUCAGUGGGGAACAACCGUAGAUAUACAAAGUCCCUGUCCUAUAUGCCAGGUUCCGUUAACUGAGGAUGUUUCUACACAUAUAGAAGGACUAGCUGCCUUUGACUGUGGUAUAAUUAUGCAACAUUUCACUUACCUUAUUUGA
Molecule: messenger RNA, 4428 nt
Organism: Trichoplax adhaerens
Lineage: Eukaryota; Metazoa; Placozoa; Uniplacotomia; Trichoplacea; Trichoplacidae
Exons: 22
Coding region: 1-4428 (1475 amino acids)
Biological process (GO): developmental pigmentation
Cellular component (GO): cytoplasm
Molecular function (GO): protein binding
Source: RefSeq, a predicted model, not a curated record